UAUCUAAUUAUAGUUAUUAAAAGAAGUAGCUUGACUAUACAAAUAAAAAGAAGUUUAAGCAUUUUCUCUUGGUCUGCCAUUUGAACUUGCUACUCAACCACAACAUUGUUUCAUUCUCAACAUUCGUCACAAGUUAAGAAUUGAAGAAUAAACCUUCCCUUGUUUCACUAAAGUUAACAGCAAGAAAAUUUACUUGCGCCUAAAUUCUGCUGUGUAAGAGCGACUUGCGACGACAACCUCGCAUGUAAAAUGCAAGAAGAAAAUUCGCAGAAUUCCUAUAGAACAAGAAUCAUAUCGUAUUUGGAGCCUACCAAUAAAAGAUAUAGUAAACGAUUGGUGCUUUGCCAGACAGAUAAUGGCCCUUGUCCCAUUAUUGCAAUUGUAAACUCAUUAGUCCUGAAAUCCAAUGCUGAAAGGACAUUCUUGCUUCCAAACAAAAAGUAUAUUCCUUCAGAAGAGGUAACCGACUGUCUUGUCGAAUUCGCUAAACGAUAUGCGCUUUGUGAGGAUUUAGGAGACCUUCAUGGUCAGCUUUCUACUAUGCAUUUUGGUCAACAGUUGAAUCCUUCAAUUCUAGACAUUCAAAAAUUCGAAUAUGGUGAUGAAAUGUUUAAUUUAUUCGGCAUUCCUUUAGUUCACGGUUGGCUAUUCUCUAGCGAAAUUAUGCAGGAUGAAGCGUCUCUCAAGUGCUUGCAAGAAUUGGAGUACUAUGAGAAAAUUGCAGAUACUUACGCAGAAAGACGUUCUUUAUUAGAAAUGACAGAGAGCUUGACCACGGAGCAGACAAACUUUAUAGAAAAAACUACAUUUGUUGACGCAAUUAUGGAAGAUAGAUUUACCAUGCAAUUUCUCACUUCUGCUGGUUUAGGAAAAAUUCUUGAGCUAAUUCAUCCGGGUGAAAUCGUGGUUCUAUUUCGGUCAUGUCAUUUUAGUACUUUGUAUUCCAAUCCGGAAUCUCUAACUCUCUUCACACUUGUCACUGACAGUGGGUAUGCCAGAACAGGUGAGGACGUUGUAUGGGAAACAUUUGAUGACCAGGUUGUUGAGACCGGAACUGGAGAACUUUGUUCAGCAAAUUUUAUUCCGGCUGUGUUCAUUUUAAAUCAGCGAAAGGAAGAACAAGAACGUCUCGUUAAAGAAGAUGAACGCCAUGCCAAGAGAAUAGCACAAGGACAACAAGCUCAGACCCGUAGGGAUCAAAGUAAAGGCAACUCACAGACAGCUCAUCGAACCAGAAACAUUAAGACAACAAAGAAGAAACAAGACGAACAGCAAUUGAAAAGCUGUGUUGUUUCGUAGAAAGAACUAGGGCUGAAAGCUACGUGUAAGCUAAAGGCUUUAUUUGUCUUAGAUAUAUUACUUAUGAUGUUCACGUUAAUGUAAUGAUUGUUUUUACCUC
Messenger RNA from Schizosaccharomyces cryophilus OY26, 1399 nucleotides. Its product is annotated as DUF544 family protein. NCBI's taxonomy places the organism in Eukaryota, Fungi, Ascomycota, Schizosaccharomycetes, Schizosaccharomycetales, Schizosaccharomycetaceae. Bases 250 to 1299 code for a protein of 349 amino acids. The transcript has 3 exons. Gene Ontology annotation, biological process: protein K48-linked deubiquitination. The record is from RefSeq and is a predicted model, not a curated record. Gene Ontology annotation, molecular function: cysteine-type carboxypeptidase activity; K48-linked deubiquitinase activity; cysteine-type deubiquitinase activity. Gene Ontology annotation, cellular component: cytosol; cell periphery.